AUGGCCACUCCUUCGAGGCCGAACCCAGGCGCGACGCCAACUCAUUUGACCUCCUCUCCUCACCCUUCGGCCGUACCCAUGGGCCGUGGCCUAUCACAUAAAUCUCCCUCUAACAUCAAAACUCCUUCAGCUUCGGGCACUGUUCAUGGCCAUCAUCUCAGCACAUCCUCGCAUCAAGGUGCUACACCUCUCACCGCGACAGCAGGAUUGGACGACCCGGUCUCGCUCAGCUCGCCGUCCGCUCUGCUAGCUCUCGGUGGCUUCACAGGCAUGACUCCGGCGUUGAAUGUGCAGGAUGGUUUAGUCAGCUCCGGAAUGAAUGAUAGCGAUAUCCGCGCUCUCGCUUUUGGUCUGGGAGGUUCACGCAAUCAUGAGGAGGAACGGCGAAAGCGCAUCGAAGAAGUUGUCCAGAUUCUACGCGGUCGGGUCGCAGGUCGAGGAGUAAGCCGAGAAGCAGUGGAGAGGCUGGGCAGGCUCGAAGGGUUUGAAUCUAUAUGGCAAGAUGAUAGUCUGAGCAUUGCUGGAAACUCUGUUGAUCUCGAAAUCGAGUUCUAUCCUGGGGAAGAUAAUGUCAAGGACGUUAGUUUGAGCUACGCAUCUCUCGAAGGAGAAAGCGAAAGCGAAAGACGAGAUGAAGCUACAAGUGUUCUCAAAAGCGACCUCAUUCAGACUCCGGAAGGACGUGAGAAUAGAACCUGGAAAUCCCUCAAAGGCUUCCAGAAUAAUCUCGAAAGGCUCGCGAAGCUCGAUCAUUUGAGUCAGGAGAUUAACUGCUUCGAGGCGGUCGAGAGCUUAUUUGAUAGUCUACAGAAAGUAUGGGACGCCGAGAAUCGGCGUGGGAAUUUUUACAGUGUCUUCGAUCACAUCUGUGCAGGGUCUAUCGGCAGACCCAGCUUGCACAAAAGAGGUCGUGUUGGAAUGGGACUUGAAUACUGGGUUGACGGCCACCAGAUACUGAAUGCAAACCAUAUCAAGAAAUCAGAGGACAGCAUGGCGGUUGAUACCGACGACAAUGAUGCAGAUAUACAAGACAAACUACGAAGCGUCACAAUUGAAUGUGAAGAAGGCUUUCCCUCAUUACGAAUUUCGAAAGAAUGGGUUGGGACGGAAGUGCUGAGUACAGUCGAGACCAAUGAUACAGCAAACUCCUCCGAAACGGUGGUCAAUUGGAUCGAGCCACCGCCUAUCCUGCAGCCAUCUGUCAGCGGGUUGGAUACAGGCAUGGUAGGCUCAGGGACGGCCAAUCGACGUUUUGUGGCGAAGCUAGAACCCCAUAUCCAUGUCCCGCUUUUGAUAGCAAACGACAUAUACCGACAUCUUGGUUUGGCUAUUCCUCAAGAAUACCGAACGACGACGUAUGACGACCUCUUGGUUUCUGGGUGGACAAGCGGUAGUAUGGAUAGUAACGAGUCAAUGGCUUCGGAGUCAUUGGAGAUGCCGGAGAAACGGCGAAGGACAGCUGUUUUAUCGUUUAAUGAGAAGAAUGAGCCUGUGCAGAGGAACCAUAGUUAUUCUUUUCAGGCUUUUGAAGCUGCGCCAGGAAUGACUAUCCGUGAAUUUCCAUUCUCUCAUCCGCGGCAACUGGCCGACAUUUUCCCAAUACUCCGACAAUAUAGUUUGUUGGCAACACUUUUGCAGAAAGUCUUCCCGCGUAAAGAGAUCAUUAGCCGAUCUGCCCAGUCGAAAGGAUCGUCAAAGGCGUCGGAUACAUUAUCAAUGUCUGGCAACUCGACAGCAACAACUGAACAAAUCAGCAUGCUUAGCAACGGAGAUACGAACGAAGAUCUUUUGAACAGCCUUUUGAGAGAAAGUACGGAUAGUACCGGCACGAUAUCUAUUUACAAUGAUCCUCAGACUGGAGACAAUAGUGACAUCCGAGUAGACAUCACGCUAAGAACGCAGGUCGGACAGGCGCCGUUGAUCAUAUUGUCGAUCACACUACCGGAAACAAGACAAAAAGCAUCAGUCAGUUUCGAAAUCAGACUAAACGGACGCGUGAACGUUAUCCAAGUCUCUGAUCUGGCGGGAUCAGAAAGCCAAAAUGACCAGUCACUGGCAAAGAUCCACAAGAGGCUGAAUCGUGUCCUGGAGGUAUCCGAGGAUUUAAGUAUUUUGGUGGAAUAUGUGGUGGGUCGAUUACGAGGGAUGUCAUAA
Messenger RNA from Talaromyces amestolkiae, 2154 nucleotides. RefSeq lists its product as uncharacterized. Gene Ontology annotation, cellular component: mediator complex. Gene Ontology annotation, biological process: regulation of transcription by RNA polymerase II. Gene Ontology annotation, molecular function: transcription coregulator activity. Lineage: Eukaryota; Fungi; Ascomycota; Eurotiomycetes; Eurotiales; Trichocomaceae. The coding region runs from base 1 to 2154 and encodes 717 amino acids. The transcript is spliced from 2 exons. The record is from RefSeq and is a predicted model, not a curated record.